Molecule: messenger RNA, 3168 nt
Organism: Galendromus occidentalis (western predatory mite)
Lineage: Eukaryota; Metazoa; Arthropoda; Arachnida; Mesostigmata; Phytoseiidae
Product: Ca(2+)/calmodulin-responsive adenylate cyclase-like
Exons: 16
Coding region: 1-3168 (1055 amino acids)
Biological process (GO): adenylate cyclase-activating G protein-coupled receptor signaling pathway; intracellular signal transduction; cAMP biosynthetic process
Cellular component (GO): plasma membrane
Molecular function (GO): adenylate cyclase activity
Source: RefSeq, a predicted model, not a curated record
AUGAUUGCCGAAAAGAUCGGCGAUCGCCGAGCUUUGGCGAAACCCGAAGGACCGAGGGUGGGAGCACCGAUCGGUACCGACGUCGAGAAGAAACGCGGAGGAACUGCGAAACUCCCCUGGCCUUUCUCCAGUCGGGCAGCUUCGAGCAAUUUGGUGCAACUCGAUCGGAUAUUCGAGUACUUCUGCAGGAGAGUACAGAAGAGGAUUUCCGUCGUCGCCACGGCAGUUCUACUAUUUUUCGCGGCUUCGUUGGUGUACAUGGAAGCAAGCCAUCGAGCAACUCUCUCCCUGUCAGGAAUGGGCCGCUCCUUAAUCUGCAUCGCGGCGGGAACUUCUCUAUUCCUUAAUUACACCGAAAUGUUCGGGUACUCGUCCCUAAGGAACACUCCACGUUUCCUUGUAGUACUCGCUUCUUGUUUUGCCCUCUUGGCCCUGCCUGUGGGUGCCUUGCACGAAGGAUCGGUACGACGCUCGAUCGUUCAGGAAGCCAUGCCGCGACAGAGCCAAAAACUGAUUUUGACGCCCGCACAUGGAGUAUGGGAGGUCUGUCUGACGACGCUGAUCUGUCUGGCGAUGACGCCCCACCAGAAGAGCUCAAUGCUGCCCCUCACGGUUGGCCUGUCAAUUCUCCAUACAGCCGUGGUUUCAAUACAGGGAUUCGGCAACGCAUCAUCAUUGGUUCUCGCGAACAUGUUGAUUUUUUUCUUCUUCAAUUUUGCGGGAUCCUUGAUCCACAAAUUCAGGAUGAGGGCAAUACGGAAAGCCUUCCUCAGUGCGAAGAACAGCGUCCAUUGCAAGAGAGACCUGGACACCGAGAAUAAGAAAUUGGACCGCCUGCUGCUUUCGGUCCUUCCGGAAUCUCUCGCCGCUAGAAUAAAGAAGGACGCCAUCCGGCCCUACCAGAUUAAUACAAAAUUUAACGUCUACCUGGAAAAGCAUGAAAACGUUUCGAUUCUAUUCGCGGACAUUGUGGGCUUCACCAAUCUGUCGUCUCAAAUAACGGCUGAGAGACUAGUCAAUCUGCUGAACGAGCUUUUCGGAAAUAUGGACAAGCUCGCGCAUAAGAAUGACUGCUACCGCAUAAAGAUCUUGGGAGAUUGUUACGUCUGCGUCGCCGGCCUCCCUAAUCCAGUCCAUGAUCACGCUUACCGCGCCUGCAGACAAGGAUUAGACAUCGUUGCCGUCGUGCAGGAGGUGCAAAACCGCGUGGAGCUCCCCAGCAAAGUGGAUAUGCGAGUGGGCAUCCAUUCGGGAACUGUUUUCUCGGGCGUCGUCGGUUUGAGGAAAUGGCAGUACGAAGUUUUCUCGACUGAUGUCACCAUUGCCAACAACAUGGAGUCCGCUGGUUUGCCCGGGCGGGUUCAUAUCAGUCCGGCUACGAAUCGAUUGCUGAAUGGCGCUCUGAAGGUCGAACCUGGUCAGACGAACGAGUACCUGGAAGCAUUCGGCAUCACAGGUCACUUGGUGGUUCCCCUUCCAGUGAAGGUCGAAGAGAUCCUUCCGAUAAAGAAGAAAGUUACCUUGAAGGAGCCCUACGGAAGCUCAAUCGAGAAAACCUCGGAACCGCCGAAAAAAGCCUCUGUGGAAGACAAUCUCGUUGUCAUGUCCAAAUACUUGAAGGGGGUUAUCGAUCAGAGAUGGACAGACGGGAACACUCGCGAUAUACUCAACCCCGUGACCCUAACGUACCAGAAGAAAAACCUGGAGAAAAAAUUCUCCUGGUUGCGGGACCCAAGCUUCGUAUCGAGCAUUGCUGCUUUAUUGCUGCUAGGCUCUCUCCUCACUUUAACUCAAAACAUCACGCUUUCCACGACGAUCAUGUUGCCACUCUGUCUUCUGGCACUGAUCCUUUGGGUCGCAUUCAUCGUGGCUCUGGUUUUUUUAGGAAGGGCGAAUCUCAUCAUCAAAUUGCCGCGGCUGUCUAUCAUAAGAGUCCCCGUCUGCGUGACCUCAAUUUUAGCUCUAUCGUAUAUGAUCAUGAUGAAUAUAGUAAGCAACAUCAUCCGGAACCUCCAUAAAUCCUGUUUUACGAUUUUCACGACUAAUUUACCCUUGAGCGAAUGCUCGAAUCCGCUAUACAUCAUCCUGUUGGCGAUGGCUUGCCUCUCGCUUGGAAUGCUUUUCGACACUAUCCCGUCCAUCAUCAAAUUGCACGUCGCCACACUUUCAAGCAUUGGCUUCUACUUGAUCGCAACAGUGACUCAUGCAGAGAACUUCAUGUGUUUCGACCAACGCCAUGGCGAAGGAAUUCCUCUGCAAAUGAUUGCGACAGCGGUGGUAACCGGAAUGUGGCUUCUGAUCGUCGGGCGGUCUUACGAGGUGGAGAAGUCCAUAAGAACCGAUUUCUACAUGGCGAACCGGGCCUUUGGCGAACAGAAGGAGGCCCGUGAGCUCAAAGAAGGCAACCGUCGGAUGCUGUACAACCUUCUCCCUGUCCAUGUCGUCAGAUACUACGUGCUGCGUCCCGAGAAGAAAUACACGGACAUGUACUACGAGUCCUACGAACGAGUUGGAGUCAUGUUCGUCAAAAUUUCGAAUUUUGAGGAAGCUUUCGUGAAGAUGCAGCGCGAGAAGAAGGGUCUCGACUCGCUCAAGGUUCUGAACGAGAUCAUAUCAGCGUUUGAUGAACUCCUCGAUUUGAAAACCUAUCAUACCAUCGAAAAGAUAAAAAUAAUAGGCUCUACGUACAUGUGCGCUGUAGGCCUCCUGGAUGCCAGAAGUAAGCCGAAGGAUAGCGACCUGACCCUACUCGCCGAUCUGUACUUUGCCAUGUCCGCUCGCCUGGCGACUUUCGAAAGCGCCGCUCGUCAUUCUCUGGACUUGGUCGGCGGCAUUAGUGCUGGCCGCGUGGUGGCAGGCGUUAUCGGCGCUGUCAAACCUCAUUUCGACAUCUGGGGUAACACAGUGAACGAGGCUUCCCGAAUGCAAUACAACAGCAAAUCAGGAUCCUGUCUCGUGACGAGCAUAGUUGCGGAGAUCAUUGCGGAGGACUACGAAAUGGACGGUCCCCACAUGAAGCAAAUCAAAGGGAAAGGGGAGAUGAGGACCUUCUUCCUGAUGAAGAGGAAGCUCCCUUUGGAACCUCGGCCCUUCAGAAAUAUCGCGUCGAAAACUGAAUCCACUACUGGGACGUCGAGAGGACGAAGCUCGAAGCGAAAGAAGGAUUAG